Cylindrotheca closterium is the source of this 297-nucleotide messenger RNA. NCBI's taxonomy places the organism in Eukaryota, Bacillariophyta, Bacillariophyceae, Bacillariales, Bacillariaceae. The record is from the annotation of a GenBank genome assembly.
AUGAGCCGUGCUUUCUCUCGAUCAAGAGCCCUUAUGGGCCCCGGACGGGCCGAUGUUGAACUCGCCAUGUCCAAGUGGUGGACUAAGAAGAGACCUGCUGAGGGACAAAUCACGCAAACAAUCUCUGCCCACGAGCAACACCCUGUCGGACCAUGGCUCAGAACUUUCCCCAAGAAAACCAUUGAACGUGCCCCUUCGUACAUUAUCUGGCUUGGAGGAUCCUUUGCCCUUACCUACGGAAGUAUUGCCUGGGCGGAAGCCUUGACCAAGGCCGAGGAUUACAGUCAUCGACCAUAA